Molecule: messenger RNA, 1573 nt
Organism: Theobroma cacao (cacao)
Lineage: Eukaryota; Viridiplantae; Streptophyta; Magnoliopsida; Malvales; Malvaceae
Product: cytokinin riboside 5'-monophosphate phosphoribohydrolase LOG1-like
Biological process (GO): cytokinin biosynthetic process
Cellular component (GO): cytosol; nucleus
Molecular function (GO): hydrolase activity, hydrolyzing N-glycosyl compounds
Source: RefSeq, a predicted model, not a curated record
GUUCGUGAAUGAUUGUGAUAAAAGGGGUUAGAGGUUCAGAAGCAGGGGUGUCUCCAUCUGCUUCCUUCAAACACUGAUCUCUUCUGCAUUUGUAGUUCCCUGUGUCUCUUUCUCACAUAUCAUUUCUUUUUCUACUCUUUUCUUUGCACACAACCUUCUGGGAGAAAUGGAAAGAGAAGGAACAUCCACCGCAAAUGAAAUGAAAAGGAGGUUCAAGAAAAUAUGCGUUUUCUGUGGUAGUAAUGCUGGAUACAAGGCUUCUUUCGGUGAUGCAGCUCUCGAGCUUGGUAAACAGCUGGUAGAAAGAAAGAUUGAUUUGGUCUAUGGUGGAGGAAGUGUAGGUCUAAUGGGAUUGAUCUCUCAGACUGUCUUUAACGGUGGUUGUCAUGUACUUGGAGUGAUUCCUAGAGCUCUUUUGCCCCAAGAGGUGAAAGCUAUUCACUUAAAAAGGAAAAAAAAGACUUCAUUGCAGAUAUCCGGGGAAACUGUUGGAGAAUUGAAAACAGUUGCAGACAUGCAUCAAAGAAAGUCAGAAAUGGCAAAACAUGCUGAAGCUUUCAUUGCACUUCCUGGAGGUUAUGGUACCAUGGAAGAGCUGUUAGAGAUGAUAACCUGGUCUCAGUUAGGAAUCCAUGAGAAGCCCGUUGGAUUGUUGAACGUCGACGGGUAUUACAACUGCUUGCUUGAUUUAUUUGACAAGGGAGUUGAAGAAGGCUUCAUUGACAGUUCUGCGAGACAUAUUGUGGUUAUUGCAGAUACAGCCGAAGAACUUAUCAGGAAAAUGGAGGAGUACGCGCCAGUGCAUGACAAGGUUGCACCCAGACAAAGUUGGGAAGUGGACCAACUAUCAGAGUCUACUGGAAGCGGGGAACCCCUAAGCUCUUAGAUAUUAAUCAGCAAUCUCUAUAUGCAUAAUUAAGAUAUAUCUAUAUCUAUAUCUAUAUCUAUAUAUAUAUAUAUAUAUAGGUGUAGUUCCAUAUUGAUCAAAAGAAUAUGACAGCAAAGGCAGCCAAUCUCUCUCUUUCUCAUUCCUGGUGGGAAAAUCCUGAGAUCCUGAAUCAUAAUUACCCUUUAUAGACAUGAAUCAUUCUGAUAUAUAUAUAAUUAAUAUGUUGCAGCUCCUUUGAAUCCAUUGUGGGAAAUUCUAAAAAAAAACCCUUAAAAGCACUCAUCAUUUUUCUUUCCCUCUGUUAUGGCCAUUGACUUGUAUAAAAAAAAGCCUGCAAUUUGGCUUGAGGCAAGGUGGGGUGGGGCAAAGAGAAGAGAGAAGCAUAGAUGGUUGUAGUUUUCUGGGGAUUAUUUUUCCUUUCUUAGGCUCGGGAUGCCGUGAGUCAAGUCUUUGUCCACUUGCUUUUAUAUCUUGCUGUGUGGGGCAAGUUAUGAAUCAGAUUCUGACGUGCGGAUGGGAAGCCUUUGGAUUUUGGGUUGAUAGUUCGCUGUGGCUCUGUAGGCUUGGGUCCCAUUAAAUAAUUGGCAUCAAUCACAUUUGUUUUGGGUGUGUUUUUUUCCCCUUAGAGCCUUUUAAACCUCUAUGAUCUAACAAAUUGACAAUCGGAGUAGUGUUUUCCUUUUG